AUGGCAUCGGUCUGGGCCGCGCUGCAGCGGCGGGCCGCAGCCGUGCGGCGCGUGCGCCUGACGCUCUUCGGGCGCGCCUGUGCCAUCCUCGCCGCCGAGCUGGCGGCUAAUGCGCUCCUCUGGCUCGUCGCGGCCGUGCUCUUCACGCGCCCGGGCCAGGACCGCAACGUGCUCAGCCUGACGCUUGUCGCGUGGACCACUGGCCUGCGGCACGGCCUAGACGCCGACCACAUCUCCCUGAUCGACAAUGCUGUGCGUCGCAUCAUGGCCGAGCCGCCAGUUGGCACUCCGCCGCGCCCUCGCCGGCCGGUUACGGUGGGCCUGUUCUUCUCGCUUGGACACUCGACAGUCGUGUUCGUCACGACGAUUAUAAUCGCUGUCAGCGUCGCCGCCGCAAAUCAUCUCGACGGCUUCGGCGAGAAGGGCGGCAUCGUUGGCGCGAGCAUCUCGGGCAGCACGCUGCUCCUGCUUGCCGCCAUCAACUCGGUCCUGCUGUGGAAGACGUGGCGCCGCCUCCAGGCCGCUCGGAAGGCGCAGGCCGAGGCGGAGCUGUCCACAGAGAAGGGCAUCGAUGACGGACCGCUCAGCCCGGGUGUCGAGAAGACAGACGAGGCACAGCUCCGCGACACGGAGCAGCAGACGCCGCCGCGCAAGCUGCACUUUGAGGGCUGCCUCACGCGCGCCGUGGCGCCGCUGCUGCGUGCACUCGACCGGCCGUGGAAGCUCUUUCCGAUUGGCCUGCUCUUCGGCCUUGGCUUCGACACGGCGUCGACCAUUGCGCUCCUCUCCGUCGCGCUGGCGGCGUCGCAGACGGGCGGCGACGCGGGCGCCUCCAGCGCCAAGGUCGUGCUGCUGGCGCUGCUCUUCACCGCCGGCAUGAGCCUGGUGGACACGUGCGACAACAUCCUCAUGCUCUUCUGCUACGCGCCCGAGCGGCCCGUGGGCCCGGCACGCUGGCGCAUCUUUGAGGUGCGUGCGGCGCCCGAGCCUCAGCCCGCGCUGCCCGACGACGAGCUGGUGCCUGAGCUGCCAGCGUCGGUCGCGCCGCGCUUCGAUGCGCCAGCGUCGACGCUCAGUCUCGGCCUGACUGCACUCAGCAUCUGCCUGGCGGCGAGCAUCGGCCUCAUCGUGCUGCUCGGCCUCAUCGGCGACGAGUGCGCGCGCUGCGUGCGUGCCGCCGACAAGCAAGACGAGACGGGCGACGGCGGCCUUGAGGGCCGCUGGUGGCUGGCAUGGCGCCGCGCCAACGACCAGUCCGGCUACAUCGGCGCCGCCAUCGUCGGCGUCUUUGCCCUCUCACUCGCGGUCUUCUACGCCAGCCGCUGGCUGCGCAGCCGCUACGCCCGCCCUGCCACGCCCGCGCCUCAGCAGCCUGUUCUGUGA
Messenger RNA from Tilletiopsis washingtonensis, 1383 nucleotides. RefSeq names its product NicO-domain-containing protein. Gene Ontology annotation, biological process: nickel cation transmembrane transport. The record is from RefSeq and is a predicted model, not a curated record. Bases 1 to 1383 code for a protein of 460 amino acids. Gene Ontology annotation, cellular component: plasma membrane. NCBI's taxonomy places the organism in Eukaryota, Fungi, Basidiomycota, Exobasidiomycetes, Entylomatales. Gene Ontology annotation, molecular function: nickel cation transmembrane transporter activity. The transcript has 4 exons.